Molecule: messenger RNA, 2470 nt
Organism: Labrus bergylta (ballan wrasse)
Lineage: Eukaryota; Metazoa; Chordata; Actinopteri; Labriformes; Labridae
Product: transmembrane 4 L6 family member 1-like
Cellular component (GO): membrane
Source: RefSeq, a predicted model, not a curated record
AAAAAAAAACAAAAACAUAUGCAAGUCAUUCAGCUCACAUGUCUGUGUGGUUAAGUUCAAGGAGUCUUCUUUCUCUGAAAACGGGAAGGAUCUCAGUCAAAACCCAAAUGAACAAGAGGUUGUACAGCAGAUCGUUAGAUUUCUCUCUGCCAACAUGUGUACUGGAAAAUGCUCUCGUUGCAUUGCCUUGACUCUGUACCCGUUAGUGCUCAUAUCCAUCAUCUGCAACACAGCGUUGUUUUUUCCAGGUUGGGACGUCAAGUACGCCAAACAUGGACACCUUACGAAGGAGGUGUAUUACAUGGGGGGAGCCAUCGGAGGGGGUUUCAUGGUGUUGAUCCCAGCUCUUUACAUCAACCGGACCGGAGAGCAAGGUUGCUGUGGAAACCGCUUCGGGAUGUUCUUAUCCAUCGUCUUCGCUGCAGCAGGAGCAGCUGGCGCCCUGUACAGUUUCAUCGUGGCGUUGCUCGGUUUGGGUAACGGGCCUCUCUGCAAACAUGCAGGGACCUGGACUACACCUUUCAAGCACAGUAACUGGACCUACCUGACUGACUCAGAGUCUUGGGGUGAAUGCACAGAGCCUACAAACGUGGUGCAGUUCAACAUCGGACUGUUCGGCACCCUGAUGGCAUCCAGCUGCCUGCAGUGCUGCUCUGUGCGUCUCAGAUCAUCAACGGCCUCUUCGGCUGCAUGUGUGGGACCGGCAACAGCGAAAAGGAACCGUACGUUAUUGGUUAGGAGGCAUCUGAACAUUGACGUUUCUACUACAGAUGAAGAGCUUCAUUUCCUCCACUGCUAUCAACCUGACCUGCAUUAAACAUGAAGCUCCAAAUUGACAUUGUCUCUGACUGCUUGAGUGCAUUUCAUAAUUCAUCACACGGCUGCAGUGUAACAGGAGAUACGGAAAAGAUCACAGGGGUAGGAAGAAUACAUGCUUAUAAUAUGGUUAAUAUGAAAUAUAUUCAUAUACAGGGGCGUCGCCAGGAACUCCGGGCCCCAUGUAAAGAUCUCACAUGGGGCCCCUACCAUGGCCCAAACUAAACCCAGAGAAUUUCUACAAUUUCUACACUUUAAUUCUUUUUACACUGCAUUAUAAUUUGUCUCACCUGACGUUCAAAAUGUUGUUUUUUGGGCAGAAGUUGCGGCAAAUAUGUUACUGUAGCUCGCUGGGAAAGACGCUAAAUAUAGCUCCAAAGUGGACUCUUUUUGACAGCGAUGUAAUAUUUUUAUAAAAUAAGGCCGUAUGAAAUCGUAUCUAUGAUGGGGAUUCAUAAGCUAUAUUUAUACAUAAAACACAGAUAUGAUCCAAACGAUGUUCCUCUAACAACUGCUUUAAUAUGCAGCCUUUUAGAGAGACUUCACAUUUUUUUCCAGAAAGGAAUUCUGAAUGUUUGUUUAUUUAUUCAGACAAUUCUAAUUAUCUUAUUGUGUUUAUAACUCAGAGAAAAAAGCGAAUAAGAAAUUGAUUUUUAUUUCAGGCCCAUGAAGGGUAGUCAGUCCCACUUUCCCCCCACUAUGACGCCCCUGUUCAUAUAUAUUAUUUAUAUUUAAUGCAUUUAAUAUUAGUUUAAACCUGCUGAUACACUGCGUCAGCUAAAUCUUUUUUUUGCUUAAUGUACUUUUAUGUUAAAGAAAUAAAACACAUUUGUCUUUUUCUUCAAUGCCUCCUUUAAUGUUAAGGUUUGUUUAAUGUUGACCCAAAAGUAGACACGGCCGGAAAACCUGAAAGGUCGAUGAGGUUUUGUUGCUUGGUACUGGUGGAUGACUGAGUGGCUGUCUGGUUGAAGCAGAGCGGAGGAGACUUUGAGUUCUCAUCUGGUUCUGUGUUGUGUUGUGUUGUGUUGGUGGAGCAGACUGGAGGAGAAGACACUGGGGAAAAAUCUGGACAAAAGGAGAACAAAUAUGUUCGGAUUCAUGUAAAAAAACUCGAGGAAAAAACUCUAUCAAGCGUUAAAAGCGGCUCAAUAUAACUAGCACUUCAGUAGACUGAGUCUGAAUCAUCCAGCGAUGAGUAGAGUUAUACUGAAGCAGAUUAGAUGAUGAGUUACAGGUAUGUGAUGUGCCACCAGGUGUUAAAUUGAAGAGGCCAAGCCCUCCAGACACACACACACACACACACACACACACACACACACACACACACACACACAGGAAAGCAGGACCAUAGCCAGAGAAAUGUUCCAGUGUUAUCUCAGAUUUUUAUACAUAUAAACUUACAGAUAGAGAUCACAAACUAUUCCGUCUCCUGCACUUCUAUUUAUGUUCAAACUGAAUCAUCACGUGUCUUUGUUCCAAUGAACUCAUUACGAUCCUUUCACAGCAUGUUUACGAUGGACAGAUGAGUGUAUCUGUGUUUCUGUCGAAGGCGUAAACCUGUUGAAUAGUUUUAAUGAAGAAUUGAAAAUGUGUUUUUUCCAAACUGCUUUUUAACAAAUGACUAAAAAAUAAGGUGAUACACACAAACACAAAA